This is a messenger RNA of Populus nigra (black poplar), 1686 nucleotides long. Its product is annotated as protein XRI1. Gene Ontology annotation, biological process: female meiotic nuclear division; male meiotic nuclear division. Lineage: Eukaryota; Viridiplantae; Streptophyta; Magnoliopsida; Malpighiales; Salicaceae. Bases 373 to 1278 code for a protein of 301 amino acids. The record is from RefSeq and is a predicted model, not a curated record. The transcript has 9 exons.
UAGUGGGAGGGUUCCGUCCCGUCCUGCCGUGGUCCAUGUCUCUCUCUCUGUUUUCUUUUAUUUUUAAAUAAGAAUAAAAACCGUGAGAUUCUCCUUACAUUGAGCGAGUGUGAGAGGCCAGAUGCAAAGGACUCCUACUUCGUGACUUCGUUCGAUGCAAUAAAUACAAGGAAGAGAGUCGAAAGAUGAGACAGGGAGAGAGAAAGAGAGGAAAAGAUAGCACACAUCUCAAGCAGAGAACAAGAACAUACUGCUACUACUACUCAAGUAGUUGAAAAUAUUUAUUUAUUUAGUUUUCUGUCGAUCUAUUUCUGUGUAACGGCUACUUUUUAUGGUAGUUGUAAGUGAGAAAAGAGAAGAGAAGAGAAGGCGAUGGAUUACAACAAUGACAAUGGAAAUGGUGAACAUUGGGGUUGGCAAGGUGAGGAUUACUGUUUCCAAAAAGAUGCUGGUGUUGACGUGUCUCAACGUUUAUGGAAUGAAGUGACUCUGAAUGGCGAGGAUCUUUCCUACAUGCUUGAUGAAACAACUCCGGUUAAGGCUUGUGGGGGUUUGGCUUACCAUGUUAAUCACGAUGAUAAGAUGAACAAGGAACCAGAAGAACGGAGGGAGACUUGUUUCCAAUUUAAAAGACGUCGGCUACAGUUUGACACUCAUUUAGCAGAUUCCCCCUUUUGUGAUGAAGAUUUAACUUCUGUAUUUUUAAAAUCAAAUGAGACAGAAGAGUCACUUGAAGAAGUUUUCCCUCAAGCAUCACAGUGGGAUUCUGCAUAUCAAGAUAUGUCUGCCUCCUGUUACAAUGGUCUGGAUCAAUCAUCUGAGCAUUGGAUUUCAGACUGUAUUAAUGACUCGGGGAUGCAUUUCAGUCCCAAUGAUAUGAAUUUCCCAGGAGCAUCCGAUAUUCAAAUUGAUAUUUCAGAUUUCUGCAAUGACCCGCCUGAGUUUGAAGCUAGUACGGUUCAAAAAUGUGUUACUCGAACACCUCGAAAUGUUGUUUUUAAAGGUACAAAGUCCUUCAUCCAGACACCCACUAAGUUAGCUACUUCUGUUGCCUAUCCAUUUGCUUUCAUCAAACCCUGCGGGGUGCAUGGAGAUGUUACUCUGAAUGAAAUAAACCAGCGGAUCCGUACUCCACCACCAUCAAAAUCAAAGCAAAAGGAUGAAGAUCCUGUUGUUUACCCCAUGUCCGCUUUCUCUGGGAAGCCUGUUGUUGGCAAAACUAAAAUUCGCACAGAGGGAGGGAAAGGAAGUAUUACAAUAAUGAGAACCAAGGGCUGAUUAGACAAGUGUAUUUCCAAACUUUUCAUGUUGCAGCAGCCUGAGUCCCCUGAUGUGUUAAAAGGUUGAAUUUUUUGCUAUAUUAUUCUCGACCUUUCGAGUACAGAAGUUCAUAGUGUUUUCUUUUCUUUCGUUCAAGCUGUUCUUCGAAUUCAUAAAUCACCUCAAAGUGUUUGUGUUUCCGGAUAGCAUUUUAGGUGUCCAUGGCUGCUGUUCUAUACAUAGUUGCUUGGUGUUAAGAUGACUGAAAAACUUUUGGCUUAUUUCUGAAUGUUCUCUCGGCUUCAGAACUGCCCUGUAAGUGCUUUCACCGAAUUUCUUUUGUUGUGCAAAGCUUUGGUUCUGGAUUUAUGUAUCAGAGAUGGAAGUUGUAUUAAAUAUGGAGUGAAAGCACCUCCAUUUGUCUUA